Messenger RNA from Exaiptasia diaphana, 2344 nucleotides. RefSeq lists its product as uncharacterized. The record is from RefSeq and is a predicted model, not a curated record. Lineage: Eukaryota; Metazoa; Cnidaria; Anthozoa; Actiniaria; Aiptasiidae.
AUGACGCAAUAUCAUUAGUUGGCACCCAAGCGACCAUCAAUCGACCACACAUUGAUCGGACGGAUCACCUCGAUAUAGGCUCAAUAAAAUGGAGAAUAUUCAGAGAAGUCAAGAUCAUGUUAGCAGCGAAAUGCAGAACAAAAAAGAACAAAAAUAUUUCAACUUGUACUUUUUCCGGUUGACAUUAUUUGAAGCGAACCUAUGCUUUGCCUUCAUCGCGGUUGCCGGUCAAGUUGGUCAAAAUGUCAGCCUUCCUCUUUGGUUGUCAGCCUCGCAGUCCAAACACAAAAGUGCAAACACAACCUCACCAUCACCAAGUUACGUCGCUAAAAUGGAUGCCUAUUUUGUCUUGUCAUUUGCAAGUCUUUCCUUUGUUGUUAUAUUUGGAUUGAUGUACGCUAUUCUUGUGUACUUCUAUCCUCAUUUCUUUGGUCCAGCAGAGCGUCGCUUCCCACAUAAACUUCUCUUUGCGAUUGGAUUGUGCGAUGCUUUGAACGGAGCACUUGUGGUGUUUGCAAGCCCGCCGAGCAGAACUGCACCGUAUUUGCAAGCUAUUCUGGGAAACUUUUCAAUUCCCCUUACUAUCCUUGCAAGGCGCCCGCAACGUUGAUGAACGUAAUUGAGGAAAAGGUGUUAAAGAUGCAGGAUUCUCAUUCAUCACAGCGCAUCAACAUAGUAUUUUUUCUCUUCUGGGAGUCAGUCUAUCAGYUAUUGUCAGUAGCCCUUUUGUUCUGGGUCGAUGUCAUCCCGSACUAUGGCUUUACAUCMAACGUUGAGCAGUUUGGUAAAAAUUGGUGGUUUGGUUUACAGUGUUUUUUCGGUKCUGCGGGAUGUGGUAGUGAUCCUGGUGUUARAGGCACAAUGUUUAUUCUGAUGUACYUAUUGUCGUAUCUCGGAGGAGGGCUAAUGAUGAGAUAUACAGAGGGAGCAACGCUGCUAUCUAUUGCUACUUCUCUAGUUACGCCUUUGGGGUUUUUAUUCUGGACACUUUUCAAGAGUGAACCUUUUGGUUUUAGCCCCGAAGUUCACGUGUCUACCUACUAUAGUAUUGGGGCUUUGGUUAUCAUGGUACCAGCGAUCUAUAUCUACAAUACAGGGCCACCUGAAAUUGACAUGUCGAAGAGUAGAAAAGAAGUAUGUCUAAUUGACGACAAUCACUGUGAUUACGGUACUAAUGGCGAGAAAGAUCCUCUAAUCAUUUAUAACAAAAAUUUGUAACAUCGUCGCGCUCGUGAAACCUCGUAUUUUAAAGUCAUGAUAAUGGAUUAGUAUAUCGAUGAAUGCUUAUUUUUAACAGUACAUUACAAGCGGAAGGAGGGCAUGUACAGUAGACAAAUCAGAGAUCGGUUUUUAAAAAAAUCUCUUUUCGCCGUUGGUUGUCUCAACAACAAUUUCCAAAAAUGAAAUAUCAAAAUGCAUUUGCCAACACUGCAUUUGGAUUUUUCAUAUGCUUGCAAUAGCAAAUGCUCCAAAUUAAUGAAAUAAUAGAAGUGCCCUUGUUCAUUUAAAUUUUGAUAUAAGGAUUACGGGCCUCUCUCAGAGGCAGCAGCCACAAAAAUUUUAUCUUUCAACGGCAGCUGCARAUAAACUUAUCCAAAAAUAGGACAAGCAGAUCUUGGAAAGAAAACCUAUUUGUUAUUCACUCCCAGCAAUAGCGAGCGCUUUAGUCUUUGCCCAAUUUAAAUAUUCUUUUGUUCUACGGUCACUAUACACGAGGGAUGGUGAACCGGCGCCAUUGUUGUUAGAAAAGCCCACGCUCUUACUAUAAAAUGCUAACCCAAAAAAUUUUCUUACAAGUUUUCUUUGGCAGUUUCACUUCAAAYAGAAUGAGUAGUGGCUUUUUUGUUGCUGUUCGUUUUUUUAAAGYAGGUCGAAAUUUGAGUUUUUCUUUUCAUGAUAUUGUAGUUUAUUCAAAACAUUUGUCAUGAUAUCUUUUGGCAAAUGAUGAGAUSACACAACCAGAAAUUAUGGACUUUUUUAACCUAAUUCUGAAGGAUUUUAUUCACAAAAAUCUGCAAUUACGAUAAUGGYAGAAUGGCAUGGGCCGGUCUUAUUGAAUAUAUCAUGAAUAUAUACUGUAGAAAAUCACAUCCAUAUACACUGGAAAAAAUCGCGCGAUUUAAAGGUUGUAAAUUUGAUGUAUAUAUGAUGUUAGUGUCCAAAAUGAUGUAAAUUUGAUGUAAAUCAUUUCCAUCAAAUUUACAUCAUUUUGGACACUUACAUCAUAUUUCCAUCAAAUUUACAACCUUUAUGGCGCGCGAUUUUUUCCAGUGAUAUCGUCUAUAAUAAUGUUAUAUCUGAUGCAUAUUCAUMAAUAAAAAACUAGUGAGUUCCAAAACAAAAA